UCAUGUAAUCGAUCGUAUUGCCAAACCUGAUCGAAGAAAGGAUUUUAAAACACAUUGUGUCAAAAAAUGGUCUUCCUCACGAUGUCCAGGUACCUCGGUCUGAUCCUCGUUAUCUCGACGUGCACCCACGUGUGCGUGUACGGGGCGAAAAAAUGCGAGGGGAACGGGUUGGGCUUGAAAUACGUGUGGGGAGAUGCGCUCACAGAUCCCGCCGAUUGUGUAGGUCCAAACAACAUGCAGUAUCCCCAAGCCGCGAUAUCGAGGAGUUACAAGAACCUGUGGGCGGGCAGUCGGACAGCGAGAUCGCAUCAACCUCGAACCGUCGAUCCCGAAUUGACGAGGCAAGCGCUUCUGCACAAUUAUAAAAGUGUGCACGGUGAUUACUCAAUCAGAGCAGAAUCGUCGCGAAACGGCAGAGCAUUUUCCCCGAAGGAGACAUGCGGCUCUCCAGCCAGAUUAUGUAAAACGAGGUACAACACCACAGCGCCUAUGUACGGAGUCAGUUUAACCAGCGGCCAGCCUGUGACGAUUGUACAGAAAUUUCCCGACCUCCUCCAGCAGGUUGUCUUCGAAGUUUGCGAAUCAAAAGAGUGCGACGUGGUCCAUGGCGAAUGCACGCAGACGUACGUGCCGUACCUAUUCCUGGUGAUUCCGCUCGGGCCGGUGACUCUGACCGGUCAAGAUUACGUUCUGGUCGAGAGCGGUUGUGUGUGCAAGCCGAGAAAUUCGGCGAGCAUCGCGUCGGAAGCCCCAGCCGUUCCAAGCUUUUAAACGUUCGUCGAACCCGUGAGACGGGCAUCGAGCGCGCACCGGAUGACGCAGUUCGAGAGUCUCGCGGUGAACGCGACGAAUGGAUCGAUGGAAGGUGAUCGAACAACCUCGCCGAGGGACCUAGUAACCUCUUUGACGGAGGAUGGAACGCUCGAACCAGUAACGAAGUAGCUAGAAAAUUGAUUUCUCGGAAGAAAUCUCGAAUAUGAACGAUUUCGCCCUGCAAACGCUUUCGUCCAUGCCAAACGGGGAAGGUAACUUUUACCGUGGACCGAUCAGCUUCCCUAGUUUGUCCAGGACGUCGAUUUCCACGAGGAACAGCUUUUUAGCUGAAGAACUGAAGAUACAAACUUCUCGCGGUAUCCCUGGUGAUUCCGGGUUAGCGCGUAGACAAUUUACGAAUUUAGGCAUCGAGAUAAAGACUCAUUUACCGUGGAUCAUCAAUAUCGGUAAUCGUACAGUCGUGGAAUUCGUUGAUCCGUAAACUGUCUUUAUGACAAGUAAUUUGAUUGAAAAAAACAUUGACAAUUAGACGUGCUUCACGGUUGAACAGUGGCGCGGCUUGUUCGUCCUCGUUUCUUUGAUAAAAAAGAAAGAAAAUAAGAAUGAAGAAGUUAUCUCAACGUGAAAAAACAAAUCGGAGCAGUGGCGGUCGUUUCGCGGAAUCCGGUCUCGGAAUCCGAUCGAGUUCACUAGACCUGCCCGCGAGCCGGUUUCGAGCAGGUGUAUGAGACUGCUCGUGUGCAACAGUGCUCCGCGAGAAAUAUCGGCGAGAGAUCCUCAGAAAGGUAUCAUAAAGUUAUAUCAUUUUACUCGACCGUGUCCUAACCAGCCGGAGACAUCCUUAAUGCGUUGUCCGACACCCUGCGUCAUUAUCCAACCGAUUCCGUCUCGUUCCUCCUUUUGAAACUCGUUUCCCCUGCGUUGUGCGUCGACGUGAAACUUUUUAACAUCCAAUUAGUUGAAGCGAACAAACGUUCCUGUUUUAUAAUUAUCGGUCGUGUUCGUUGAGGAGAAUAUCUCUCAGUAUUGUGUAGGCAAUAAAAAGCAUGGUGUUAGAAUGUGGAUCAUUCCCAUUGCAAGGAUGAUCCUUAUUCCCGUGUCGGUUGAACAGCAGGUGAUAAAUGCCGCUGGCCCGGUUAUGCCUCUCAGAACCGGACUCUGGAAGCUCGCGUCAGAACUGUACCGGCAAACAGGAUGGACGUGCAGUCGCAGUACGAAUGGACCGUACCAUGAAUUCCGAUGAGUAUAAUGUACCGUUAUCCGCUUUGCGGGACCCUUCACCUCGAUUGACUACGGUUGGUUAUUUCAUAGACGAGAAUCCGCCGCAGCACCCAAAAGUAGAUGACUCGUGCCGUUGCGUUGUUCAUUCAUGCCGCGCCAUAUUAAUCAUCAUUGAUACUCCUCCGUUAUCUUGAUUUUUUACAAGCGUCGCUUCAAAAUUUCGACGAACUUCGUGUUUGCAAUUAACUAAUAUUGACAAUUGAAGAUGUUCUGAUUCCGUAUGUUGAACUUGUUAACUUUCUGAUAAAAGUUUAUCGUUAAUCGUUGAUUAAAUGUACAGAAAUUCUCGUUGACAUUUUGCGGAUCGACUUUAGGCGAGAAGAAAUUGAAUAGAAAUACGAAUUUACGCAUGUUUACGUUCUGUGCCAGUGCCGUACAUACAUGGAAAGUGAUAAACAGAGAAACGCCAGAAUGUUAUUAAUACAUGUGCAACGAACGAUUUUUUCAUACCACAUGUCAUCUUUUGUAUCUAUAGUUGUAAUAUGCAAGUAUAUACAUAUUUAUAAUUUAUUAUUAGACCACGA
Molecule: messenger RNA, 2579 nt
Organism: Ceratina calcarata
Lineage: Eukaryota; Metazoa; Arthropoda; Insecta; Hymenoptera; Apidae
Exons: 5
Coding region: 67-771 (234 amino acids)
Source: RefSeq, a predicted model, not a curated record